This is a messenger RNA of Colletotrichum phormii, 1380 nucleotides long. RefSeq lists its product as uncharacterized. The coding region runs from base 356 to 1084 and encodes 242 amino acids. The record is from RefSeq and is a predicted model, not a curated record. The transcript has a single exon. NCBI's taxonomy places the organism in Eukaryota, Fungi, Ascomycota, Sordariomycetes, Glomerellales, Glomerellaceae.
UCGAAGUUUCUUCCCCCCGAGCCCCCUCUGGGCCGGUCGACUUUGGUCGCGUUGUUUCGACCGUCCUGAAUGCCUGGAGGAUCGUGGACUUGUCGCUAACCACUCCCGCACACGGCAACGUCAGCUUUCCAACACUACUGUGCAGUAGAGCCGCGCCGGCGCGGUGGAGAUGAGGCCGACCACGAGGCCUCUCCUCGGCCCCAACCGAAUGUGGCUUACAACUUACAAGUCAUUACUCCGUUAAACUGACUCUGUUAGGCCCAGCAUUCGGAUACCCGACAAAUGGCAAACAAUUAUUCCAGAACCAAACCUAUACUCACAACGACGCCGGCUGUCCACAGUCGUCGCAGCCAGAAUGGAUACUCAGCCUUUCAACACGGGCAUCCCGUCUCAACUCUGCUCAGCUUUGCCCGGAACAGUCUCGCUGAAACGGCUUGCCCUGGCCCAUACAACGGUAUGCAUGACAGCAAGCUCGCGGAUACAGGACCCCGGCGUUACUUCUCACCCUCUGCUGCUUCUUCUUACCUCCUACAUGGCCAGUGCACCCUCUCUCGCAUUGAUUGUCCCUCCAUUUAUGUCAUUCGACGGUUCGGCCGAACGCAGGGUGGAUGGCAGACAGUACGGAGUAUGCAUCCACGCAUCGAAACGAAGAGUGACGCCGAGUCUACAGUGCCACACUGCGACAGACAAGUGCCUUUGCCUCCUUACAGCUCCCUCCCAAAGCAUAGCCCGAACAUCACAAGGGGACCUACAGCCUGCAGCCUACGCACCAGCCUCCGGAAACAACUCCAAGGGAUGCGUCGACAAACGCUCCCGGAUCAGACGGCAGGUCUUGGCCAACACGACCCAAAAAGGGCUCAGUCCAAUUUGUUCGCCUCCCACAUCCCGGAAGACGCAGCAUUUCGCUUCUCCACGACCAAUUUGCUCGGCGGGGUGGGUGCUAGAUGCACGUGGAUUACCCCGGCCAUUCGGCUAUCUUUAUCGCCAUUCUAAUUUGAAUGCGAUAGGCCGACAAAGAAAUGACGGUGGGUUCAGAAGUCGUGCUACCAGCCUGCACCAGGAAUUCCAUGGGCUGUAUCAGUAAACGCCCUGUGUCACCAAAGGAUGCGGCUUCAGCGCGAACGGCUGAAAAUGUUUCCUCGCAUAUGUUGGUUCCCGUUUGGCCCAGCCUGCUGCUUCGUUUGCCUUGGCGAACGAUUGUACAGACGUUUCGACCGGCGGGAUACAGGACAUUCGUUUUGAAUCUUUCGUAAUGCCCGUCUGUUGGGUAUCUCUCUUACGCUAGACGGCGAGAGGUCUCUAUGGCUGGCGUCUGUUCUCAAUUUGCAGCAACUUACACCGUUGUGAGGUUGAUCCUAAGAAUGUCUUAAACACCAACGC